AUGGCUGCCGCCUUGGUUGGAGGAGCAUUUCUGUCCGCCACCCUUCAAGUGCUGUUUGACCGUUUGGCUUCUCGCGAGUUCGUCAACUUUUUCCGUGCUCAAAAGCAUGAUGAUAAACUCCUCAGGAAGCUCAAGUUAACAUUGCUGGGACUUAAUGUUGUGCUCGAUGAUGCAGAGUACAAGCAGAUCACUAACCCUGCUGUGAAAGACUGGGUGGAUGAACUUAAAGUUGCUGUGUAUCAUGCAGAUGAUUUACUAGAUGAGAUUGCUACCGAAGCUUUGCGAUGCAAGUCUGAAGCCAAGUACCAUAGCGGGUCAGACCAGGUACGAAGUCCCACCUUGAUUUCUUCUUCUAGUUCAUUUGAUGCAGAUAUAGUGUCCAAGAUAGAGCAGAUCAUUGCUAGCUUAGAAUAUUUUGCGAAAGAAAAAGAUGUCCUCGGUUUGAGAGAAGUUGCUGGGCAAAAAUUGUAUCACGGAUUGCCAACAACUUCUUUGGUUGAUGAAUCUGGUGUUUGUGGAAGAGAUAAUGACAAGGAGGAUGUAAUUAAGUUGCUGCUCUCAGAUGAGGCAAGUGGUGGUAAUCAGAAGAUAGAUGUGAUUGCGAUAGUGGGGAUGGGUGGGGUUGGCAAGACCACCCUUGCUCAAUUUUUAUACAAUGAUGGCAGAGUGGAUGAUCACUUUGAUAUGAAAGCAUGGGUUUGUGUCUCUGAUGAAUUCGAUGUUGUAAGGGUUACAAGAACAAUUCUUGAGGCAGUCAUUCCGCAGGGUUCUGAUAAAAUGGACCUUAGUACAAAGGACCUUAAUCAGCUUCAAGUCAAGCUCAAGGAAUGCUUGAGUGGGAAGAAAUUUCUUUUCAUUCUAGACGAUGUUUGGAAUGAGAACUAUGAUAACUGGGAUAUCUUGAGGAGUCCUUUUGGAUAUGGAGGACAUGGGAGCAGGGUCAUUGUUACAACGCGCAAUGAGAGCGUUUCAUCUAUUAUGCAAACAGUUCCUAUUCAUCGUUUGCAGCAAUUAUCGGAUGAAGAUUGCUGGAAAUUGUUUGCCAAACAUGCUUUUGAGAAGGGAGAUUGUGGUGCACAUCCAAAGCUUGAAAGGAUUGGCAAACAGAUUGUGAAAAAGUGUAAAGGUUUGCCUCUAGCAGCAAAAACAUUAGCCGGUCUUUUGCUCUCUAAACGGGAUGUUGAGGAUUGGAAUAAUAUAUUGAAAAGUGGAAUAUGGGAUUUGCCAAAGGAGAAAAGCAAUAUUCUUCUAGCCUUAAAAUUGAGCUAUCAUUACCUCCCUUCGCAUUUAAAGAGAUGCUUUGCUUAUUGUUCUAUAUUUCCAAAAGAUUAUGAAUUUCAAAUGGAGGGAUUAGUCCUAAUGUGGAUGGCUGAAGGUUUUGUUGAGCAACCCAGAAAAAUCAAACAAUUGCCUGAAUUAGUUUGUACCAUGUAUAAUUUAGAAACACUAUUGCUCUAUGAUUGUUAUCAGCUCACUACCUUGCCGGUAAAUCUUCAAAAACUAAUUCAGUUGCGCUAUCUUGAUAUUACUGGAACUAAUUUACAGGAGAUGGCAAUGCAAAUGAGUCAAUUAAAAGGCCUUCAACUUUUAACUGCCUUUGUGGUGGGCAAGUCCAAGGGGUUAGGUAUUGAAGAGUUGAAGCACUUACGUCAUCUUCAAAGGAGGCUCUCCAUUUCAAGUCUGCAAAAUGUAACUAAUGGCAUGGGUGCAAUGGAGGCAAAAUUGGAGGAGAAAAUGUACCUUGAAGAACUGGUACUCGAAUGGAGUAGCAGUACCAAUGAUUCACUGAAUGAGAGAGAUGUUCUUGACAAGCUAAAACCUCAUACAAACUUGAAAUGCCUUGAGAUUAAAAACUUUGGUGGCACAAGAUUUCCAAAUUGGUUGGGAGAUGAAUCAUUUUGUAAUAUGGUGCGUUUGUCUCUUGACAAUUGUGAGUAUUGCUUGUCCUUGCCACCGUUUGGUCAGUUGCCCUCUUUGAAAGACCUUAAAAUUUCAAGGAUGCAAGGAAUAACAAAGGUAGGCCGUGAAUUCUAUGGAGAUAGUUCUUUAAGCAAACCAUUUCAAUCUCUAGAGACCCUUAGAUUUAAAGAAAUGUUGGAGUGGGUGGACUGGUAUAUAUUAGAAUCUGGAGAGUUCUCUAAGCUUAAAGAGCUUCAAGCACAAGUGAAUUAG
Messenger RNA from Camellia sinensis, 2172 nucleotides. NCBI's taxonomy places the organism in Eukaryota, Viridiplantae, Streptophyta, Magnoliopsida, Ericales, Theaceae. The record is from RefSeq and is a predicted model, not a curated record.